AUGACUACGUUAAAACGAAAGCGGUUGUCGCUUCGCGAAAAAAUUGACAUUUUAGAUUACCGUAAAAACAACGGAAACGUAGGAAUUCGUGUACUCGCAGAAAAGUUUCAAGUUGGAAAAACACAGAUCGCGGAUAUUGUUUCUAACACAGAAGAAAUUUAUAAAGCGUGGGUUGAAAAUGGAAAUGAAGAACGAAAAUUAACGAAACUAAGAAAAUGUGAAGGCAGUGUGAUUGAUAAAGAACUUUUGGUCUGGUUUAGCAAAACUCGAGAAAAAAAUUUACCAGUUUCCGGACCAACAAUACAAGAAAAGGCUAAACAACUUGCUGAAGUUCACGGAUUAAACGACUUUAAAGCUUCAAACGGGUGGCUAGAAAAAUUUCGAAAAAGGCAUAACAUUUCGUUUAAAUCUAUCUGUGGGGAAGCUUCAUCCGUUGAUAGAAUAGCUGUUGAUGACUGGAAGAAAAAAUUGCCAAACAUAAUCGAUAAAUAUGAAAAGCGAGACAUCUUCAAUGCCGACGAGACUGAACUUUUUUUUAGAGUUCUACCCAAUAAAACUAUGGCAUUUAAAAAUGAAACGUGCAAUGGUGGAAAAGUUUCAAAAGAACGGUUGACUGUGCUAUUGUGCUGUAAUAUAAUAGUCUGUCAUAAUCUGUGUCGUCAUCCAGGCCUUUUUAUUCCAACACCAGUCAACGGGAAAUUUAUUUACGUCUAA
Acyrthosiphon pisum (pea aphid) is the source of this 714-nucleotide messenger RNA. Its product is annotated as tigger transposable element-derived protein 6-like. Bases 1 to 714 code for a protein of 237 amino acids. The record is from RefSeq and is a predicted model, not a curated record. Gene Ontology annotation, molecular function: DNA binding. Gene Ontology annotation, cellular component: nucleus. The transcript is spliced from 2 exons. Lineage: Eukaryota; Metazoa; Arthropoda; Insecta; Hemiptera; Aphididae.